AUGGUACCUUUUUGGAGCAAAUGUACUUUAUCAAUGCUGAUGGAGACACAACGAUAUUUGCCAUGUUUGACACCUUCCGAACUGAAGCAAACUUUGAUUACCUUAGAAAUCUAUGACGGUGGCGAUAUGCAGUCGAAACUUCUCGCGAACUUCUCUGGAGCUAGCUUACCGGAGAACACCUUGAAGACGAGCGGCAAUCAGAUGACGAUGCGUUUCAUCACCGAUGGUGCGAUGCAGUACUUCGGAUGGCACAUGAUUUGGAACACUAAUUAA
Cooperia oncophora is the source of this 273-nucleotide messenger RNA. Lineage: Eukaryota; Metazoa; Nematoda; Chromadorea; Rhabditida; Trichostrongylidae. The record is from the annotation of a GenBank genome assembly.